Aspergillus steynii IBT 23096 is the source of this 928-nucleotide messenger RNA. The record is from the annotation of a RefSeq genome assembly. Lineage: Eukaryota; Fungi; Ascomycota; Eurotiomycetes; Eurotiales; Aspergillaceae.
CAACAACCAAGAACACUCUUCCAUCGAGCAUCCCAGUCUUCGCCAUAACACAAUCUCAAACAGCAACAAACUCGUCAACUCAAGUCUACUAAUAACUGUAGGAGAUAUUUAUGUUCGUCAAUCCAUUCUCCGCCGUAAUCACCACGUCCAAGAAAUCCCCGGGAUAGAGCUUAUCCUUGAAGAACGGCUCAUGCACAUUCUCCUUGAUGACGAAAUCAAACAUAUGCAACAGCAGCCUCUCGUACACCUUCUCGGCCGUCCUGGCCCGCGUCUGGGACCAGAUCCGCAGCCGGAUAUGCCCCUUGGGCGUCUCGCCGACCGGAUUCGCCCAGUCUUUGGCCUCGUACCGACGCUGGAGCUCCUCCUGCGCUUUGCCAAUCACCCCGGCCUGGUCUCUCAGGUUGGUUUCGGCCACGCACAGGUCGACGAAGAUGAUUAUGUAGUCUGUGGGGUACUUCGACCGCGCGACGAUUGGGUUCCAGUGCAAACAGUCGGGCUUGUCGCAGCCGUUGCAGGCGAUUUCGAGCCCUUGGUUGAGGAGGCCGACUUUGCGUGUGUUCUCGCACCGGGAGCAGACGCAGUUGGGGACGCAAUGGGAGCAGACGCAGUCGGGGAGGCAAUGGGGGUUGGUGGCGACGGGUGGUGUGGGACACAUCUUUCUAAUGUCAGAAUUGGGUUUCCUCAGUAAGUAGACUAGACCGAGAGGUGGUUAGUUUGACCUGAGUUUGGCAAGGGGGAUUGUUCAGCCGUGAAAAGUGGAUAGAGGUUGAUGGUGAUGUUGAUGAUGGUGACAGUUUUCAUCUUGAAUGCAAUGCUGGUAUAAAAUCUUAUUUAUACUCCUCUUUCCCCUUCUUGCGCCUCUUUCUGCGAAGUAUCCAUUCUCUUAAUAACGGCCAUUUCCUGUUGAAUAUAUAGACAUCGACCAUCA